Molecule: messenger RNA, 1537 nt
Organism: Caenorhabditis auriculariae
Lineage: Eukaryota; Metazoa; Nematoda; Chromadorea; Rhabditida; Rhabditidae
Source: the annotation of a GenBank genome assembly
AUGUCGAUGCCACAGCGCCCGCUGCUGCCGCCAAACUCUGGUGAGUCGGUUCCCUGGUCGGCCCUCUUUCCUUCUUCUUUCGAGCAAAGAGGUCCCAGCUUUUUCCUCAGAAUUGCUCUGAAGUGAUAGGAAUUGAUAGAGAUUUUUCUGACGGUUUUAGUGGUGUAGAUUUCUUCGUGUUAGGAGUUGUGGUCAUCGAAAAUAAAAGUUGUGUUCGAUUCUUAGAAACUCAAGGCGAAAAAGUCGAUCGGAGAAACCUCUGCUCUUUCUCUAUCGAAAAAUAUUCAAUUUUUCAUCUGUUACAAGCUUUCCCAUACCAAGUUUAGUUCACAAUCAUCACGCGGUUUUUUCUCACAUUUGAAUUAUUCCGUUAAAGUUCUGAAACCCUCCGAAAUGUGUGUGGAACAUAAUCACACCACUUCUCAAACUGAAGCGUGAUUUUCUCAUGCAUUUUUUGAAAUAGGACGAUUUCAAAUCGAUACGAAAGACUGUCAUUUUUCUCUCCAAAGUGAUUUUUUCAAGUUUUUAGCUCAUAAUCUCCUCAAAGUCCCUUUCACUUUGAUUUUUGAAGUCAUCUGAUGUGUCUGAUUAUUGAACUAAUUUUCUGGCGAAGGAUGGCAAGCCCAAACUCAGCCUUUUUUUGGGUUUUUCUAACCUUGACUUUUUUUAAAGUGAAAAAAAUCCACUUUACAUGACCUUCUCAAGCCGCGUCCUAAGUUUCUUACACUUAAAAAAUUAAAGAACUUUUCAAUUUUUCGCUAAAUUCCUCUUCAGUUUUGAUUUCUUCAAGUCUUCUGAUGACUCUGAUAACAUGAAUGAACUAAUUUUCCAGCGAUGGACGACAAACCGAGACUUGGCGUCCUGCCAUUCCCGUUCUGCGGCGCCGCGGCGACAUCGUCGCCCUCUUCGGUCUUCCCGCCGAUGUUCCCCGGCUUCCAGCAGGUCUACAACAACUUCAUGCAGGCCCAGCUGCUCCAUCUCGCUCAGCAACAACAGCAGCAGCAGAUGAUGCGAUCAGGUGCCUGCAAAAUUGAUUGAAUUUUCAAGGGUUGCCUGAAAACCUGGUUUUUGCUACGGAAGCUGUAAAUGUGACAUGAAUCAAAUCGUUUAUUAUUAGAAAUACGCGUUGCCAAAUACUCUUGAGUGACCACUUAGAGACCUACUAGCUUUAGCAGACGAAAUAAAAAAUUUAGAUGGUCCAUUCAUCUCAAAGGCAAAGUGAAAAAUUUCUUUUCAUAUAUUUUUUUCAUUUCAGUCUUACUAUAACUUUGAGAGUCACACAGAAUCCCUCAAGCUAUCACUUGACACGGAGCUUAAUGGCUUCUAUAGUGUUCACGCUUCAAUUCUCGAAGUACUGCUUCUAUCUGAAAAUCUAAAGUUUCCACAUCCUUUUACCUAAAAGUGAUGCUGUUCUUGGCCUUCACAAAAAAAGAGAACUUCUCAAGAGUUACCAUAACCCGAACGCAUUUCAGAAGUCUCGCCGUCGCUUUCAGACCGGGGAUCGUCGCGCAGCGAGUCGCCCUCCACCAAAAGUUAG